Clupea harengus (Atlantic herring) is the source of this 1829-nucleotide messenger RNA. RefSeq names its product golgi reassembly stacking protein 1a (gene gorasp1a). Gene Ontology annotation, biological process: Golgi organization. Gene Ontology annotation, cellular component: Golgi apparatus. Lineage: Eukaryota; Metazoa; Chordata; Actinopteri; Clupeiformes; Clupeidae. The record is from RefSeq and is a predicted model, not a curated record. Gene Ontology annotation, molecular function: protein binding.
AUCGCUUGAAUCGGGUUCGACUACUUAUGCCUUAGAAUGAGUUUCGCGCUAGUACAAUAUGGCCACGAAGUAAGAAAUCUACGCUCCUCCCUGCGCAACAUAAUUAAUUCUAUGUAAUAACACAGAGACACAACAUAUACUAAACGACAUGGGAUUAACGCAAAGUUCUGGUGUGCCAGAGGGUGGGACGGAUGGAUACCAUGUUCAUGGGAUCCAACAGGAUUCCCCAGCAGAGACAGCUGGUUUGGAACCCUUCUUUGAUUUCAUCUUAUCUAUUGGCAACACCCGACUAAACCAAGAAAACGAAAUGCUGAAAGACCUGCUGAAGGCCAAUGUGGAGAAGCCUGUCAGGAUGGAGGUGUACAGCACCAAGUCCAUGAAGGUCCGCGAGCUGGAGGUGGUCCCCAGCAACAUGUGGGGUGGACAGGGUCUGCUGGGGGCCAGCGUCAGGUUCUGCAGCUUCCAAGGAGCCAAUGAAAACGUUUGGCAUGUCCUGGAUGUGGACGCAAACUCCCCAGCAGCAUUAGCUGGUCUGCUGCCUCACUCCGAUUAUAUUGUUGGUGCAGACCAAGUCUUGCAAGAUUCUGAAGACUUCUUCUCCUUGAUUGAGGCUCACGAGGGGAAGCCCUUGAAACUGCUAGUGUACCACAUCGAGACCGACGCCUGCAGGGAAGUGGUGGUCACGCCUAACGGAGCCUGGGGAGGAGAGGGCAGUCUAGGUUGUGGCAUUGGAUAUGGCUACCUGCAUCGGAUCCCCGCUCGUCCAGGCAGCCCACAGGCUCCAGCAGCCGCCCCGUCUGCGGAGGAGACGCCGCCUGCGGAGGAGACACCGCCUGCUGAUGUUCCCACCAACGGAUACACAGAGGUCCCUCUGAUGGCAGCCUCUGGCUUGUCGGACAAGUCUGAGGACCGCAGCUACGCUGACCAAGACACACCACUGCCCCCGCCUAUUCAGAGGGUCAUGGAUCCAGGGUUUUCAGACCAAUCAGAGGCAGCCUUGAUGAACUCAGAAGUGUCGGACGUGGCCGAUCGUCUGGACCUGUCGGUGUCUUCCAUUGACAUGACCAACACCUCACUAUUUGUGCACGAGGAGAAGGACAGCGACAUAUCUGGCAUAGAGGAGCUGAGCGAUGCUGAGGUUCCAGCCCCAGCCCCUGCCCCAGAGAGCGAAAUGGACACGCAGCCCCAGGAGCCGAGCCCAGAACCAGAACCAGAACAAGAACCAGAACCAGAACCAAUACCAGAUAUCAUCUCCCUCUCACCCGUUGAGCCCCGGCCCCAACCCGAGGAGACUACAGAUCCCAUCAGCCCCUCCCCUCCCCCCCCUCAGUCCCCCCUCCCCUCCUUCUGGCUUCUCCCCUCUGCCUCUGGACCCCUCCGUCCCGUUUGUUGACAUCGCCGCUCUGCUGAGCGACCCCUCUCUGUCGCCCGAGGUCCCACCCAUAGACAUCUCCUCCCUCCUGAUCGACCCCGCUGCUCUGCCUCUGGAGGCCGCCGCCGCCGCCGCCCCGCCCACUCAGACUCCUCCACUGCUAUUGGACAUCGCAGCGGAUCAGCCAAUCAGAGAGCCUGCCGCAGGCGACGCCCAGCCUGAAGCGGACAGCUCGCAGGAGACGCUACCUGACCCAGUGUCCCUGGGUCCACUGGAGGGGGAGGUUAGUGCGGAGACCAAAGAGACGGAUUCUGCUGCUCAGUAGAGUCAACCGUCACCUAUCGCUGCCAAACCUCCCUUGCAUCACAAUCAACACUUACCUGUCAUAAGGGCUGAAAUGGAAUGACCGUGGUCUUUAAUGUUACAGAACGAUGGAUGUAAUGAAACUAAAUGAUUU